Molecule: messenger RNA, 3775 nt
Organism: Monascus purpureus
Lineage: Eukaryota; Fungi; Ascomycota; Eurotiomycetes; Eurotiales; Aspergillaceae
Source: the annotation of a GenBank genome assembly
CCUCCCUGUCGGACAGGACAUCCUGCCUGUCCGGUCUCCGUCUCCAUCUAUCUAUCUUGCUCCGAGAAGAGUGCGUAAAUUAUCAUUUGCUUUCGUCUCAGUUCUUCCGCGAAAGAGAAGUCGCUGCGGCCUAGCUUACUAUCUACUCCGUUCGGCGCCCUUGGCAUCCGUCUUCUUUGCAAUUCUAACUUCUAUCGCAGUCCAGUUCCAGCUAUCUAGAGACACACUUCCUUUUGUCCUGUUUAAUCCGUCUUUGCUCCUUGCGGCAACGCAACAACGAUUUCGCAUCACCCCGCGUCCCCCGCCCUGACGAAACAACAUCUCCCGCGUCGCCGUUCACGUCCGUGGAAGAUUCUAUGACCAACCUGGCCUGGACUCAGGAACGAAGUUAUUACUAGUCAGACAGACCCCACCGGUCUCGCAACCGCCUGAGAGUCAUACACGGACGGACGGACAGACGGACAGCUCGAAAGGACGCCGCAAAGCCCCCCAGCGAAUAGCUACCGGGUGAAAAGGACAGUUAGUUGAGAGCCUCUUGCGCUCUUGAAGACUUCCCGCUCACACGGACUUUUUUUGGCGACCUGGUUGCAUUUUGUGUCUAAUCAGCUGACUAAAACCGGUAGCGCUGUACCGUUGAUCGAUCCGUCAUAACGAUCGCAUGCGCUCUUCCACACGCCGACUGGGUUUCUCUGUUUCGAGAGAGGGCAAGACAAGCCGAAAGGAAGGAGAAGAAGGAUAGAAGAUAUAUAUACCUGACUGAGCGCUUCCCUGAAGAUGCCUCGAACACCGCCAUCCACCACAACAUCAUCGAGUGGCGGCGUACAUACCCCAGAAAGCCAAUACAGGAUCAUCCGAAAGAGAAACCGGGUGCCCCUCUCCUGCGGACCUUGCCGGCAUAGAAAACUGAAGUGCAACCGGGCGCAACCCUGCGAGAACUGCCUUAAACGGGACGAUGCUUCUUCCUGCACAUACGCUCAAGCGACUUCCCGGAAAAAGAACAUUCAAAAUCCCACGAGUCUAGAUGACAUGCAAAACAGAAUUGACCGGCUGGAGAGCCUGGUUCUAUCUUUAAUGACCAACGGCUCACAGUCCGCAGGUCCCGCUGCUGCCAUGGCCGCAAUUUCUGGUGACAGCAGCGCAGGCUCUACUCGAGCUUCGGACGAGCUGCCCAUUGCCGGUCUGGAGGAAAGCGAUACUGAACAGGUUACGAAAUCUUUUGGUAUUCUGAAAGUUGACAAUAACAAGUCUUACUAUAUCAGCGAUGCGCACUGGGUGACUGUGUUGAACGAUAUAGCAGAAGUCCGAAAUUACUUUGCGGCAAAUAAGAAACAGAUGGAGGAGCAAAUGCAGAAGGUCAGUGCGAUAAGAGAAAAGAGCCACUACCCAGGCACAGCCUUGCUCUUCGGUGCGAUGAAACCCGCCACGCGAGCAGAAAUCAUGUCCUCAUUCCCAUCGAAAUAUACGACGGAUAUCUUGAUAGCUCGCUUCUUCAAUUCCAGGGACCCCACAGCUUACCUCCUCCAUGGUCCAUCUUUCCAGAUCCAGUACCAUAAACAUUGGCAAGAUCCCUCGCAAACAUCCAUUGUCUGGAUCGGCAUGGUCUUGGUUAUGAUGCGGAUUGCUAUGCUUUCAUACCAGAAGGAAGAUGACACACCACCAGAGUUCCAAGGGAAAACUUUGGACAUGGCAGCGAGCUUCCGAACUCUCAUGGCGCAAUGCCUAAAUCUUGCUGAUUACACCAAACCAUACCGGUAUCUGAUCGAAUGCUUGACCCUUCAUCUCCAUGCAGACUUCCUUGAGACAAGAGAAACUGAUGUUUCUAUAUGGGUGCUGGUGGGUGUCAUUACGAGGCUAGCGAUGCGAAUGGGAUAUCACAGAGAUCCAAAAAUGUUCCCCAACAUCUCACCAUUCCAUGCUGAAAUGCGCAGGCGGGUAUGGACGUAUGUCCGACUCUCAGAUCUGUUAUUGUCGUUCCAAGUUGGACUUCCUGGCAUGAUACGUUCGGCGGACAGUGAUACCGAGAUCCCGCGAAAUCUAUACGAUGAUGACUUUGAUGAAGACUGCAAGGAACUUCCCCCUUCGCGUCCAUACAAUGAGCCUACGCCAAUAUCGUAUCUGGUUAUAAAAGCGCGCCUAAGCUAUGCCUUUGGCCGUGUGAUUGAACACACAUCUUCCGUUCAAAGUGGCUCGUAUGAUGUCGUCUUGGAAAUCGAUGCAGAACUCCGUCAAGCUAGGGAUUUAAUUCCUGAACAUCUCCAGAUUCCUCCUGUUGAGGAGUGGCAUCUGGAGCAGCCUGCCCUUAUCGCUGCCCGAUUUAAUACCAAUAGUAUUUAUCACAAGGCACAGUGUGUCCUUCACCGUCGUUAUCUUGUACGAGCUCGGGAGAACCCUCGGCUUGCCUAUUCGCGACGGACAUGUAUCGAUUCGGCCAUGGAGCUCCUACGAUACCAAUCUAUAAUCCAUGCAGAAUCCGGGCCUAACGGCCGGUUACCGGUCAAUUCUCGCUGGAACUCCUCCCUCACCUCUGCAGAUUUCUUACUUGCAGCCACUAUUGUUUGUUUGGACCUCUAUCAUGGACUCCAGCUGCAGACAGCCGGUAGGCCAUCUGGUGACACGUACGUCUGGGGCGAAGAGCGACAGGCGGAAAUGCUAGUCGCGUUACAGCGCUCCAGGGAAAUUUGGAAUGAUCUUCGUGAUGAGAGCAUAGAUGCUUAUAAGGCCGCCGGGAUUCUCGGGGUCAUGUUUGAAAAGAUGAACCUCGUGCUCACCAGCACUGAGCCCAACGCACCAACUACGUUCGAGCCGCAAGAUGAAAAGCAAAGUGCAGCGAUGACAUUGGGGCUUUUGAGCAGUGGGAUGACUCCUAUGAACGCAGCACCUACACCGUUUAGUGACCAAGGGAUGAAAAUGACCGAGCCGCCAUUAAUCCCGGGGGGGUUGGCGGCAGCAGUAGAGCUACCAGCAGCCCCUUCGCCCUUCAAUAGCAUGUUUGGCCAGAUGCCUGAUCUCCAGCUGAAUGUAGACUGGGAUGCUUGGGAUUCCUAUAUUCAAAAUUCGACUGUUGACUCUUCAAAUCAAUGGUGGCCAACUCCCAAUAUAUGAUUCCUUUCUCACAAAUGGGCACAAGGCGCAUCAGCGGCUCAGACUGCUGUUGAAGCCGGAGGCACCGGCUCUCCAUCCCUCAUUUCCUUCCUCCUGAGGAACCCCAUACGACUACAAGUCCAAAGCACUUGGCAUUUAGGAUAUCACUGGCGUUUUCAGGGCCACUUACAACACCUAUCCCCCAAAGCUGCUCAAGUAGCGCUGUCGUUGGUCGGCAAAGGGCUCUGUGACCCCCGUUUUUGCAUUUUCCCACCGAAUACUCUCCUCUCCGGCCGUCCUGGGUCUUUGGGUUAAAUGGGUCUUGAGGAUCUGUCAUUGUGCAAUUAAGUUUUCUCUCGAUAUGGAAGCGGGAAGGUUUUCAGGGUUAACGAAAAGGAAAAAGGAUCAUAUAUUAAUGUAUGAUAUGUCUUCCUGGACCUGCCUUGGGUUGGUGUCUUGGUUAUCACCCUUCUCAUUGAACAUAUUAGUAUAGAACGUAGUCCUGUACGAUUAGAUGCCGUUAUGAAAAAAGUGAAGAUUAUUUCUGGUGGCUAUGGGUUACAGGACUGGUUAAUCUUUUACAGAAAUAGCUGAGCUCGUCAAGAUUAGAAGACAACGAAGUGCAAUGACGACACUGUUCAUUGAGAUUAUAUAUUUAUGCAUGUAUUCCUACUUCAGUUGUAAUCUAUAACAC